GUGCAGCGGCCGUGAUCAGUUUUCCGCCUGUUGUCGACCUGUGAGCAUGCGCGUUUGACCAGCCCACACCCUCGGGGGAAACAUUAUUGCGUACGGAACUACCUUGUGUGCCCAGUGUGUUGUGCGAGUCGUCGGGAAAAGCUUGCGGUGCUGGAAGUUUGGUGAUUUUUAUUUUUUUGAGGAAAAAUUUUAAAUCGAGUUUUUUGCAAGGAAAAAAAUUGAAAAGUGACACAACCAAAAAGGCUACAAUGAGCUAACGGCGUCUGGCGUAGAUUCCCGGUGAAAAGUUCAGAAGAAAUUACGGAAAAGUGUACGAAAAAAACGUUCGCGAAUCACGUCCCGUCCGAACAAUCGGUGUGUUCUAUGCUAAUUGGGAUUUCUGCUAAAACAUAGCGCAUAAAAAAAAACAGAACAACUCACUGUUCUGCUAGUACAAGCCAUUACAACGAGUGCACGUUGAAGUUGAGCCGCAAUUAGUUCCCACCUCCCACUACCCUCUCCACCAGAGAAGAAACCAACAAUAGGGUGAAAAAAUAACAAUUUUCUACGGACCUGCAAGCUUCUUGAAGCAGAAGGAAAAACCAGUUGGCAACAUUCUGGAAGAGGAGGACACCGGCAACAGCAGCAGCAUCAGAACCAGAGUUGGAAAAUAGUACCGUUGACGGCUGCGAAAAUGAUCUGACCAACAGGGUUUUAUCUGUGACCUUCCCGGCCCCCUCCGUAACCAAAUCUAACCGACCACCAAGUCUUUCAUUUUUAAAAGCUCUAUUUUUAAAAUCUCCAAGACUUUAAGACUUUUCUUCCCCACCUUCGGACGGAGGAGUUUCUGUUGAAAAAGAAAACACAAGACAAAGCCAAUUGUUCUGCAAGCGCAGCUGGACAGCCGGGAAACAAAAGUGAGUGAAAGAGUUUGCAAUUUGCAAUUCCAACGAGGCGCAGUCCGGAACUGGCGGCGAUGACCAGCAGCAGAAUGCGGUUUUUAGCGCUUUUAGCGUUGCUCUGCGCACAGCAGGCGUUUGCCCAUCCGGACGCAGAAGGGCAGAAGCCGGAAGAGGACGGCGACCGGGAGCUGAAAACGAACGAAGAAGGCUACGACUUCUUUUCGAUCGAUCAGCUGUUCAUGAACAACCCGCAGUACGCGAAACUGCUGAGCGAUCUGCAGGCCCACUCGUUCGGCAGCAACUGGCGGCGGAAGCGAGACGCCGACGAGGACGUGGUGGACGUUCAGGAGCUGCGCGAGGAGCAGCCGAACCGGGAGGACGACAUUGAAGAGACGGCGCCGGAAGUGGCGGCGGAAUCGCGCGAGGAAACCGCCACGACUGCUGCGAUCGCCGAGAUCACCGAGGUGAUGCGCGAUACGAAGGAGCAAUCGCAGGAAACUCAGGAGUCGGAAGGUCGCACGACACCGCUCAAGACCGCCAGCCCGUCGUCCACGACGGCAGCCGUCGCGUCGUCCAGUUCGCUUCCGUCCAGCACCACCGCGUCCGCGUCGUUCGGCUUCUCCGGCUCGACGGAAGCGACCCGUGGCCGGCCCGAGGAACCCACCACCAGUGCGUCACCCAUCCGGAGCAGUACCCCGCGCCGGCUCCUCCACAAGGGGGGCAACAAAAACAAGAACAAGCAAGGCGGCGGCGGCAACAAGAACAAACAGGACAGCGUGACCGCCCAGAACGUCAACAAGUUCACCGUGACCAACACGCCGACCAUUAGCGCGGCGUCGACCCCGUCGCAAGUGACCGCGUCCGUCAGCCCAAACUCGCAGGCCACCAGCAGCAGCAGCAAUGUCAGCACCAGUUCCAACAUGGCGGACGCAGCCGCUGCCGUCGCAGCCAGUACGGCCGGUAACGCGACAGCCGCUGGUAACAAAGAUAAGGUCGGCCUGGCUCCCACCAAGUACCACUACUAUCCCCACAAUCAGCACAUCUACUUCCUGCCGGAGUGCGCGAUUCAGCAGGUCUGCAACGCUGUCUACGUCCGGCUCAACUACACCCAACCCCUGUGCGCCUGCCCUCCACGUUACCGCGACCCGUGUUCGGCCAGCCUGAACGAGGACGACAACCACACGAUCAAGCUGGUCGGCAACGCCCAGCGCAAGGCCAUCACGCUGGCCAAGACGUGCGAGAGCACGAACGAGCUGCGCGAGUGCCGCGCCCCCAAGGACUGGUCCAUCCUGGCGCUGCAGAACUCGCGAACCGGCAAGUCCCACUACCUGGUGAUCUGCAAGUGCCCGCCGCACUUCCGGCUUGAGGGUCCGCUCGCCCACGACCAGCCCACGUACGCCGGCCUGCCCGGCAUCAACGUGUACGGCAUGCUGUGCGUCCCGCAGGAGUCGUACGCGCCCAAGCCCGCCAAGACGCCCGCCCAGCACCCCCAGCAGCACAUCUACAACAAGUGGAAGGUCCGGCCGUCGACGGUUUCCUCGUACCGGUCGUUCCAGAACGUCACCACCGAGGCCGCCGCCGCCGACUACGAGUAGAGAUUGUCGUCCCACCACACCAGCAGAACAUAACCUAGAAAAAGAGAGAAACUCGUCCUACUGAUAGAGAGAGAGGGAAAGAAUCCGUAAGAAAAAAAAAAGAAACAAGAAUACUUUUAGAGCUGAGUUAGCUUCAUUCUCGACAGCCAAACCGAUUAGUCUUCGCGAGUAGUAUUUAUUUUUGUGUAUUUAGAUAAAUAUUUAUUUUUUAUUUAAUUAAACAAACGCCGGAACGAGGUUUGGCGUCGGCGCGAAACAAAAGGAAGGCUUCGUUCUUCACCCAAGAGAUGGCGCCCCAAACACAAUGGCCACACCUUUGUUUUAAUUCAAAAACCUUAAUUAGUCAUCCCCUUCGUCGGGGCUUCGCAGCCGGAUCCGAAGCGCAAGGCGAUGAUUAAUUAACAAAAAAAUACAUACAUAUAUUUUAAAUAGAGAAAAGAGAAUAAAAAAAAUUAACCUAGAGGAAAACAUUGUUACUAGACUAGUUUUAGCACGCACGCACGAAACAAACAAAAAAUCAAACGCAAAUGUGUGUGUGUGUGAUCGUGUUGCACCACAACAGUAAUAACAAACAUAAUUGCUCGCAUCUUCUUUCCAUUUCCACCGGUACACGUCGAAGACGCAGCAGGCGCUCGUAAUUUCCCACGCCCAUUGUUCUCAUCUGACAGUUCCUGCUUCCGAUCGCGGCGGCGCCAUCUCCGAUGGUGCGCGCCGAGAUAACGAAGAUGUCAAUGAAAGUGAAAAUCACACCACACGCCUACUCGGUUCCUGUGUGUAUCGCUAACACAACACGUUUAGGCUGCCUGUUUAAAGAGGUGGAGGUGGAAAGAAAACAGCGCGCGUAAAUAACAAUGAAGAAAAUGAGAGUCACUUACGCAAACUAGCAGAAACUCGCACUAACAAAUGGUUUGAAAGCAAGAGUUUUUUUAUUGAAUGCGCGCGCACUCACAGCAAAUUAUUACUUUAUUAUGGAAGGGCAAAAGAGUUUAGUUUCGUUUUAAACUAUUUCCACUUUAUUGUAAUGGAGGCCUCCUCCGGUGGGGUGAGGCCAAACCGCCCUCGAGAAAGGAGAUGAAAAUUGAGAUAUGAUUGUAAAACUGGGGAGAGAAAAUGAAGCAGUGAAAGCGCGCGCGCAGUUCAGAGUGCAGAGAGCUGUCAUUGGCUGCCGGCAGAGUGCAGCACCGGAGGUUUAAGGGGAUCGCAGCAGGCCAGAUAACGAACUGGCUUUUUGGAUGUUGCGUCAAACAUAACCUCCAAAAGGCUCCGAAAAAACGCGUGGAAUUGGAUAAUUGUACACUUCGAUUGCAUUUCGAUCGAUUUCUAAUAAAGAGGAGGGAAAAAUUCAAGUCAAGAGCAGCAAUUCACUGUUUCCAUCUCUUUCAGACAAAUUAAAUUUAUGGAAAAAUGCGCAACCUGUUCAAAACACACAACUCUAUUGUAAAUAUUUUUUUCUGUUGACUUUCUAAUAAUUGUGCUCGAGUAGCAUUUUAUCUCUUUUUUUCGACUCUCUCAAAAACUGCCUUCUUCAUAGCUCCCAUCUCCAAAUAUUCGUACUUUUAAAGCAACUUUUAAUUGAUAUGAACAAUAGCGAAGCGAUAUUAACAUAUUACACACUAAAGCGCGUAGCAAUUAUUAUCCUAUCGAAAGCAAGUAAAGAUUAGACGAUCGAUGAUUGUGACGGUCGAAGAGAGAAAAAAAAAACUAUUUAAACAAACACAAAAAAAGACAGCUACAAUCGUAACAAUUAAUUAAAACCGAUGCAUUAACAUAAUGAAGCCACGCAGAAGAGGAGAAAAUAAAAGGAAGAAAAAACACACAAAUGGAAAAUUACCAAAAAAACAACAACCA
Molecule: messenger RNA, 4324 nt
Organism: Culex quinquefasciatus (southern house mosquito)
Lineage: Eukaryota; Metazoa; Arthropoda; Insecta; Diptera; Culicidae
Gene: dsx-c73A
Exons: 6
Coding region: 956-2476 (506 amino acids)
Source: RefSeq, a predicted model, not a curated record